Molecule: messenger RNA, 3669 nt
Organism: Hevea brasiliensis (rubber tree)
Lineage: Eukaryota; Viridiplantae; Streptophyta; Magnoliopsida; Malpighiales; Euphorbiaceae
Product: pentatricopeptide repeat-containing protein At3g24000, mitochondrial
Biological process (GO): RNA modification
Molecular function (GO): zinc ion binding; protein binding; RNA binding
Source: RefSeq, a predicted model, not a curated record
CAACUGCAUAUGGACCAGUACCCCUCGCCCUGACAUAAAGAUAUCACUAGGCAACUCUGUUAGCUUCGAGUUCGUCCACAGUCACUUGACGCGGGAAAAUUGUUCAAGAAGCGAGUCUUAAGAGUUCUGAUUCAUGGAAUGCGACUUUAUUGCCCUGAAAAUGCGUAUUCCAUCGCCAACUUUUCGACGCCUCUUUCCUCCCAAUCGCCCGAGUUCCGUUUCUUCAGUGAAGUUGCUCGAUAUGCCCCAUAAAAGUUCAGCUUUAAAGUUUUUUUCUUUUCGUGUAAACUUUUCAUUUUGUGCUUGUCUUAAUGCUAUUGAAUCUGACCCCACAAAUGGUUUCGCUCUUACUGAUACCCCAAGCUCACCGUCUCGCCUGGAGGAGGUUAAUGGAAAGAUUUCCAGAAAGUUUUUAAGCCCGAAUUGGCCUAAUUUGUCAUUAAGUGAUCAAACUGAAGGAAUUGAAAUGAUGAAACCUUUGAGCUUUACAGUAAAGGAAGCAUUAAAGCGAUAUUCUGGGAUGUUGCGUGAGUGUGCUUCAAGAAGAACACUAAAUGAGGGAAAGGGAGUUCAUGGGAACGUGAUUAAAAGCGGGAUAGAGCCAGAUUCACAUUUAUUAGUUUCUUUGAUUAAUUUUUACGUGAAGUGCGGGAGCCUAGUGUUAGCACGCAAGGUGCUUGACGAAAUGUCUGAAAGAGAAGUUGUGUCGUGGACUGCGUUAAUUGCUGGAUAUGCAAGUGAAGGGUGUGCAACUGAUGGCGUUAGCCUUUACUGCGAAAUGAGAAAGGAAAAUAUAAGACCCAAUGAGUUUGCCUUGGCCACCGUUUUGAAAGCAUGCUCCAUGUCUUUGGACAUAGAGUUUGGGAAACAGGCUCAUGCAGAAGCAAUAAAAGCGGGAUUCUUGCUGGAUUUAUUUGUUGGUUCUACUCUUGUUGACCUUUAUGCCAAGUGUGGUGAGAUAGAACUUGCUGAUAGAGUUUUCUUUGGGAUGCCGGAUAAGAAUGACGUGUCAUGGAAUGCUUUGCUUAAUGGUUAUGCUCAAAGGGGUGAUGGAGAAGCGGUUUUGAAGUUGUUUUCUUGGAUGACAGAGUGUGAAAUGAAAUUUAAUAAAUUCACUUUAUCUACAGUGUUAAAUGGUUGUGCAAACUCAGGGAAUUUGCGAGAAGGGAAGAUUUUGCAUUCUUUGGCUAUCAGGAGUGGGUGUGAACUAGAUGAAUUUCUGGGUUGUAGUCUUGUUGAUAUGUACUCCAAGUGUGGGGCGACAUAUGAUGCACAAAUAGUGUUCAGCAGGAUAACUGAUCCUGAUAUAGUGACCUGGAGUGCUAUGAUUGCGGGCCUUGAUCAGCAGGGCCAUAGCCAAGAAGCAGCUGAGCUAUUUCAUCUGAUGCGAGAUACAGGAGUUAAACCUAACCAAUUUAGCCUUGCUACUGUUGUUAGUGCUGCUACAAAUAUGGGUGACCUGUGUUUUGGUCAAAGCAUCCAUUCUUGUAUACACAAAUAUGGGCUUGAAUCUGAUAAUUCAGUUGGCAAUGCACUGAUCAUGAUGUACAUGAAAAGUGGAUGCGUGCAAGAUGGUAUCCGGGUUUUUGAAGCAAUGACUGAUCGGGAUUUGGUUUCAUGGAAUGCCCUUUUAUCUGGUUUCCUUGGCCUUGAAACUUGUGAUCAAGGGCUGAGAAUUUUCUACCAGAUGCUUGUGGAAGGUUUCAAGCCCAACAUGUACACAUUUGUGGGCGUUUUAAGGUCUUGUGCUAGCCUUUUGGAUGUGUGCUUUGGAAAGCAAGUGCAUGCACAUAUCAUAAAGAACAGCCUUGAUGGUAAUGAUUUUGUUGGAACAGCUCUUAUUGACAUGUAUGCAAAAAGCAGAUGCUUAGAAGAUGCAGAUGUAGCUUUCAAUAGAUUAACAAACAGGGACCUUUUCACUUGGACAGUCAUUAUUACUGGUUUUGCACAAAGUGAUCAAGCAGAAAAGGCUGUUAAGUACUUAGGUCUGAUGCUAAGAGGGGGUAUAAAGCCGAAUGAGUUCACUCUUGCCAGCUGUUUAAGUGGAUGCUCCAGUGUAGCAGCCUUGGGAAAUGGACAGCAGCUCCAUUCUGUGGCAAUAAAGUCUGGGCAUUUCGGCGAUGUGUUUGUUGCAAGUGCACUUGUUGAUAUGUAUGGGAAAUGUGGGUGCAUAGAAGAUGCUGAAGCCAUUUUUAAGGGCUUGUUUUCACGGGACACAGUCUCGUGGAAUACAAUUAUAUCUGGAUACUCACAACAUGGGCAAGGGAAGAAGGCUCUUGAAGCCUUUAGGCUGAUGUUAGAUGAAGGCAUUGUACCUGAUGAGAUCACUUUCAUAGGGGUUCUUGCUGCAUGUAGCUACAUGGGUUUGGUUGAGGAGGGGAAAAAGCUUUUUAACCUGAUGUGCAAAGAUUAUGGGAUUACUCCUUCAAUUGAGCAUCAUGCUUGUAUGGUUGAUGUUCUUGGUCGGGCUGGCAAAUUCAAUGAGGUUGAUAUUUAUAUUGAGGAAAUGAAGCUAAGCCCAUAUUCUUUGAUCUGGGAGACAGUUCUUGGGUCAUGUAAAUUGCAUGGGAAUGUCGACUUUGGUAAACGAGCCGCUGAGAAACUCUUUGAACUUGAACCCAAGAGGGAUUCGAGUUAUAUAUUGCUAUCAAACAUUUUUGCAGCGAGAGGUAGGUGGGAUGACGUUAGAAAUAUCAGGGCUUUGAUGACUACUCAGGGUGUUAAGAAAGAGCCUGGGUGUAGUUGGGUAGAGGUUGAUGGUCAAAUCCAUGUCUUCACAUCUCAAGAUGGUUCCCAUCCGAAAACAAGGGAAAUAUAUGCUACAUUGGAGGAGUUGGGACAAAAAUUGGCUUCAAUAGGUUAUAUACAAACAGAAAACGUGCUCCAUAAUAUCGGUAACAAAGAAAAAAUGGAACAUCUCUACUAUCAUAGUGAAAGAUUGGCUCUUGCUUUUGCCUUCAUAAGCACCAAUCCAAUUAAACCAAUCCGGAUUUUAAAAAAUCUUCGUAUAUGUGGGGAUUGCCAUGAUUUUAUGAAACUCAUCACAGACCUCACAAAUCGUGAAAUAGUUGUCCGUGACAUCAAGCGUUUCCACCAUUUUAAGAGAGGUACUUGCUCUUGCCAGGAUCAUUGGUAAUUUUGCUCUAGAGGUAUGUAGUGAGAUGGACAGAAGGUUCACCUCAUGCGAUCCAGCUCUUCCAAGUCCCGGAACACUAUUUGUUGCCACACUUAUUGGAUCUGUUGCAGGGCCUGCUGAAAUCAGUGCUUGCAGAAUUUUUCCUCAUGAUCUGCUGCUGAAAUUACUUCUGAAAGAAUCACAGUACAGGUUCAUCCAUAUGAAGCCACGUGGGUUAUAAAGUGAUUUAUUCCUGGAGCGUGCCUGUUCGAGGUUCAUUCCUAAUGCUGCAAUCAAGUUUAAAGGUGACCAGUGUGGGAAUUUUGCGGCUAUAAUUGGAAAGUGCUGUGCACUUUUCAGUUAUGAUGGUCAAGAUGAACUAUUUGUUGCCACCUUUCAGUCCUUAUUUAAGCUUCGGUUUAUGCAGGGAAGAUGGGAAGCAUGAACAACCUGCUGCCAACAGUUUUUUUUUGUUUCGAUAAAUUUUUCUGUUGUAUAGAAAGUAUAUAUUUUCUACUUGGGUGAUGCAAAUUUAGGAAAAUCACACCCUAAAA